GACACUCUCCAGGUACGCGUUGGAGUUGAGGCAGCAGUCAUUUCAUAUUCCCUGCACAUACUAACUCUACUUACUUAGUAAUUACUAAGUACAAUGAGGAAAAGAGUUAGGCCUACUGAACAUUCUGAUGGCGAGAAUGUGUCCUCAUCCUUUCGCAUGCAGACAAAAACAACCGUUUGCCAGGAAAAGAAGGGGCUGGCAUCAAAAUUCUGGUUUUGGGUAAAAAGUGGCGCAUUUGCACUUUGUGCUAUUUUUAUUAUGAUGCCUAUCUUGGAGGAGCUUCCUGAAAUAAUAAGGCAGCGUGUAUAUUAUCACCGAAUCAGAGCACCAUUUGUGUUUGAUCUCAGUCAUCCGGCUGAACUGGGACUAAAUCACACCAUCAACAUGUACCUUGAACCUGAAGAAGGAAUCUCCCUCGGCAUAUGGCACACUGUCCCGGAUGAUAAGUGGAAAGAAGCUCAAGGGAAGGACUCUGCAUGGUACCACAGAUCUCUGAAAGAUGGAAGUCCAGUUAUCAUUUAUCUACAUGGUAGAACACAGACAAGGGCAGCCAAGCAUCGCAUUGGAGUGAUCAACGUAUUGAGUUCCAUUGGUUGCCAUGUGUUGUCAAUGGAUUACAGAGGGUUCGGUGACUCGACUGGAAACCCCACGGAGGAAGACCUUACCAAGGACGCUGUCUGGCUGCACCGUUGGGCCAAAGAGAACAGCGGAGGCAGCCGGGUGCUCAUCUGGGGACACUCUCUUGGAAGCGGAGUGGCUACAAACACAGCUGUCAGAUUAAUGGAGCAAGGUGUGCUAGUUGACGGUGUGAUCCUUGAAGGUGCAUUUAAAAAUGUACUGAUGUAUUGGCCUCAAAAUCCCUUCGACAGGUAUUCACGUACGAUAAAAAGGCUCACAUUGAGAGACGAAAUGGCCGAUGGGAUCUUCCCUAAUGACGAGAAUGUAAAGAAGAUGAGAAGCCCGCUUCUGUUCCUUCAUUCAGAGGAUGAUCAUUUAACUACGCUUCGUAACGCUGAACAGAUGUAUCAGGCAGCGCUAAGUGUCCAGGGUGACAAACGAGUCAGGAUGGUAACGUUUGAAGGCUCUCUGGGGUAUCUGCAUAAUGGAUUAUAUAAAGACCCUCGCCUGCCCGCCAUCAUCAAGAACUUUGUGGUUACAACAGAAGAAAUGUCGUGAAGAUCUUCAGAAUGGCCUCGCCUUGCUGGGAACGAUGACGUAAACUUACACAUCACAUAAAUUCAGAGGAUAUACAUUUUAUUACGUUAAUAUAAUUCCAAUGACUUUGUUUGAUUGACCUAACAUUUCUGUUAAACAGUAUUGGUGCUG
Messenger RNA from Gadus macrocephalus (Pacific cod), 1326 nucleotides. Its product is annotated as lysophosphatidylserine lipase ABHD12-like. The coding region runs from base 94 to 1176 and encodes 360 amino acids. Gene Ontology annotation, biological process: monoacylglycerol catabolic process; phosphatidylserine catabolic process. The transcript is spliced from 13 exons. The record is from RefSeq and is a predicted model, not a curated record. Gene Ontology annotation, molecular function: phosphatidylcholine lysophospholipase A1 activity; monoacylglycerol lipase activity. Gene Ontology annotation, cellular component: endoplasmic reticulum membrane. Lineage: Eukaryota; Metazoa; Chordata; Actinopteri; Gadiformes; Gadidae.